AUGGGAAAUCAUUGUCAACAAUAAUAACAACCCGAAGAUGAUAUUAAAAUAUACACUCCAGGUAAAGCAAUUGAACCGCCAGUCUAAAAUGAACCCUAAGUACCUAAACCCCCCGAGGAACCAAUCAAACCUCAAAAACCUAUCGUCGAUGAAUCAAAGAUAAAAGAAAGUGAAGAGAGGAGUGCAGUAGCAAUACAAUGUGCAUUCAGAAAUAAAGUUGCUCGACAAAAGGUUAAUGAAGAAAAAUAAAUGCUUGAAGAAGACAAGCCAAAGGAUUGGACUCAGUUCGAUGAAGAAUUUAAAAUUCCAACCUUACCAGAUGUCGCCUAUAGAAAAAUCAACAAUUAGAUCUCAAAUGAAUAUCGAAUGCUGCCUACUUAUAUAAAAGAUGGAACCAUCUAUAAAGGUUAAUGGAAAAGAGGUGUAUAGUUCGGAUACGGAUAAAUGUUGAGAAGCGAUUCAACCUAUUUAGAGGGACAAUGGAGAAAUGGUAUAUUAGAGGAUGGUGCCAUCUAUUUCCCUAAUAAAGAUCUCUAUCUAGGAACAGAGUAAAUUGGUGUAAGGAUAUACCAUAAUGGAGUCCAAUAUUCUGGAGAUUGCUUAGAUCGAUUGCCUCAUGGAAAAGGAGUGGAGGAACAUCCAGACGGUACUAUCUAUGAUGGAGAAUUUCAUAAGGGACAAAAACAUGGCAAAGGCUUAAUUAAAUUUGCUGACAAAUCAGAAUAUAAUGGGGAAUAUGUGCAUGGGGAAAUUGAAGGACAAGGCACAUUCAAAUGGCCAGAUGGAACUCACUAUGUUGGCCAAUGGAAAAAGAGUAUGAUGAAUGGAAAUGGUAAAUUACAUUUACCAGAUGGAGUCGAGUAUGAAGGGCAAUUUCAUGAUGACCUCAUGGAAGGCUACGGAAUUAUGACAUAUCCUGACAAAUCAAGAUAUGAAGGACAUUUUAGAAAUAAUAAGAGGGAAGGAAAAGGCUCUGUCACUACUUGCGAUAAAGUUGUUACUGAAUGUGAUUGGGAAGAUGGAAAAUUAAUGAUUAAUCCAGAAUAAUCCCACAAAUGA
This is a messenger RNA of Paramecium tetraurelia, 1059 nucleotides long. RefSeq lists its product as uncharacterized. NCBI's taxonomy places the organism in Eukaryota, Ciliophora, Oligohymenophorea, Peniculida, Parameciidae. The transcript has 3 exons. The record is from RefSeq and is a predicted model, not a curated record. Gene Ontology annotation, molecular function: protein binding.